Messenger RNA from Notechis scutatus (mainland tiger snake), 1128 nucleotides. Its product is annotated as vomeronasal type-2 receptor 26-like. The record is from RefSeq and is a predicted model, not a curated record. Gene Ontology annotation, molecular function: G protein-coupled receptor activity. Gene Ontology annotation, cellular component: plasma membrane. NCBI's taxonomy places the organism in Eukaryota, Metazoa, Chordata, Lepidosauria, Squamata, Elapidae. Gene Ontology annotation, biological process: G protein-coupled receptor signaling pathway.
AUGGACAAGCAAUUUGCUGGUUUUGAUGUAAAAGAUGCAGUUUGGUGCACUAGAUUUCAUCAAUCUAGUGACAUCAAAAUUAACAAAUUGAGAAAAUUUAUUGAAUCAGAAUUGCCUUUGUCAUUAUGUAACGAUCCUUGUGAGACAGGAUACAGCAAGGCCAAAAAAGAAGGGCAGUCAUUUUGUUGCUAUGAUUGCCAUCUGUGUCCAGAGAGGAAAAUAACAGAUGAGAAAGACAUGGAUGACUGUUCUCUGUGUCCAGAUGAUCAUUUUCCAAAUCUCCAUCGAAAUAUGUGUAUUCCGAAGCAGAUCAGCUUUUUGUCCUACAAAGAGUCUAUGGGAAUCAGUCUAACUGUUCUUUCUCUUUGCUUUUCACUAAAGACAACUUUGGUGCUCACAAUCUUUGUUAGAUAUAAAGACACCCCUAUUGUCAAAGCCAACAACCGGAAUCUUACUUACACUCUCCUUGUUUCUCUCCUGCUCACUUUCCUAUGUGUGUUUUUAUUUAUUGGGAAACCUGAUAAGAUUAUGUGCCUCAUUCGACAAUCAGCUUUUGGGCUCAUCUUCUCUGUGGCAGUUUCUUGUGUAUUGGCCAAAACAUUUGUUGUGGUUCUAGCAUUCAUGGCCACCAAACCUGGAUCCAAAUUGAGGAAAUGGGUGGGUGGAAGAAUAAUCAGUUACAUUAUUUUUUCCUGCUCCCUUGUUCAAUUAAGUUUUUGUGCUGCAUGGCUGAUAAUGUCACCACCUUACCCAGAUUUUGAUGCACACUCAAUCUCUGAAGAACUCAUCCUAGAAUGUAAUGAAGACUCGGCCAUGUUCUGCUGUGUUUUGGGCUUUAUGAGUUUUCUUGCUCUGGUUAGCUUCUCUGCUGCUUUUCUAGCUAGGAAGUUACCUGACAGUUUCAAUGAGGCCAAAUUUAUUACUUUCAGCAUGUUGAUCUUCUGCAGUGUUUGGCUGUGCUUUAUUCCAACCUAUCUAAGCACAAGAGGGAAAUAUCUGUUGGCUGUGGAGAUCUUCUCCAUAAUCUGCUCCAGUGCUGGAUUAUUGGUGUGCAUCUUUCUUCCCAAAUGUUUUAUCAUUUUGAUGAGACCUGAAUUGAACAAUAAACAUCAUCUCAUGAAAAGAUAG